Messenger RNA from Trematomus bernacchii (emerald rockcod), 2236 nucleotides. RefSeq names its product E3 ubiquitin-protein ligase TRIM39-like. The record is from RefSeq and is a predicted model, not a curated record. Gene Ontology annotation, molecular function: zinc ion binding; protein binding. The transcript is spliced from 8 exons. NCBI's taxonomy places the organism in Eukaryota, Metazoa, Chordata, Actinopteri, Perciformes, Nototheniidae. The coding region runs from base 280 to 1902 and encodes 540 amino acids.
UAAUGUCUUCCACAACAUGGGAGCGUUGUAAAAUACACUAACUAAUGGAAGGUUGUGCCAUAAAUGCUGCUAUUUAAAGAUUAGGUAGUGAACUGAGAGAGAAACCAGUGUUUUGCUCGGCAGAGGGAGGGUUGGGGCUGAUGAAUAACUGUGUUGACGUUAGAUUUUCCUGUUUCACAGCUGUAUUCAUACUCAUUCAUGAAGCAGGAGUGCCACCUGCUCCGUCACAGAGGACAAGAGUGAGACUGACCAUCUUCACGGGAGAAAAGCAGCUGUAACAUGUUACCAGAAAAGCAGUUCCAGUGUAACAUCUGUCAGCAGGUGUUCACCGACCCCAUCACCACUCCCUGCGGACACAACUUCUGCCAAACCUGCAUCGAGAAUGUUUGGGACAGCAGUGAUGUCUGCCAGUGUCCCACCUGUAACAAAACCUUCAUCUCCCGUCCUGAAACAAGCAUCAACACAGCCUUCAAAGAGCUGGCGGACACAUUGAGAAACAUCAUAGUGUGUAAGUCUGCUGCCCCGCUGUGUGCAGCCAAACCAGGUGAGGUGUUGUGUGAUGUCUGCGCGGCAACCUCCAUGCAGGUGAAGGCGCUGAAAUCCUGCCUGGUGUGUCUGACGUCGUACUGUGAAACCCACCUGGAGCCUCAUCAGAGAGUGGCCACCUUGAAGAUCCACAAGCUGAUCGAUCCGGUGAAGAACCUGCAGGAGAGGAUGUGCAAGAAACACGAGAGGCUGCUGGAGAUGUUCUGCAGGGACGAACAGAAGUGUGUGUGCCAGUUCUGCACCGAGACCGAGCACAAAGGUCACCAGGCCGUCAAGAUAGAGGACGAGAGUGCGGAGAGGAAGGUCAAAAUAAAGAAUACUGAAGCAGAUUUCCAUCAGAUGAUCCAGGAGCGCAUGAGGAAAGUGGAGGAGAUCAAAAACUGUCUGAAGCUCAGCAACACGAGCACAGAAAAGGAGCUGAAGGAGAGCGACCGUCUCUUCACGUCUCUGAUUCGCUCCGUCCACGAGAGACAUACUGAAGUCAACACAGAGAUCUCAGAGAAGCAGAAAGCAGCCGAGAGGAGAGCAGAGGAGCUCGUUGGUGAUCUGAAACAGGAAGUCUCUGAACUGCAGAGGAGAAACACUGAGCUGGAGGAGCUGAGGGACUCGGAGGACCAUCUGCACGUCUUACAGAGGUCACCCUCUCUUAUGUGCUCUCCACCCACCAAAGAGUGGAUGGAGAUCGGCAUUCACCCCGAACUCUGUGUGGGUACGGUGAGGGGAGCCAUGUCUAAACUGGACAACACUCUGAGUAAAGAACUGAAUAGUCUGAAGGAACAAGAGAUGAAGAAGAUGCACAGAUAUGCAGUUGAUGUGGUUUUAGACCCAGAAACCGCCCAUCCAAACAUCGUCCUGUCAGCUGAUGGGAAGCAGGCGGGUCGGGGGGAGCUUCUGCACAUCGUCCCAGACAACCCCAAACGUUUCGACCCCGUUAUCUGCGUUGUGAGCAAGAGAGGCUACCUGUCCGGGAGGUUCUACUUCGAGGUUGCAGUUGGGCCAAAGACCUUCUGGGACCUUGGCGUGGUCAAAGAGUCGAUCAACAGGAAGGGGAUGAUCACUUCCAAACCAGAGAACGGCUAUUGGACGGUGCGUCUGAGGAACGGAGAAGAGUAUCGAGCUUUGGACUCCCCCUCGGUGCUUCUCUCCCUGAAGAGGAAGCCUCAGACGGUGGGAGUGUUCACGGAUUACGAAGAGGGAACCGUGUCGUUCUUCAACGUGGAGGCCGGGUCUCACAUCUACACCUUCACCGGGUGUAUGUUCUCCGAGAGGGUCUUCCCCUUCUUCAGCCCGGGUGUUUUUGAUGAUGGGAAGAAUACAGCGCCAUUGGUUAUCAAAGUGGUAAAUCAUGAGACUUAAUGUUGAGGCUUUGACUGCUUUCUGGUGCUUCAAGAAACCAACAGAACGGAUUGAGAAUUUAAAGUUUGGUCUAGUUUUAUUGGUAUCUGGGUUUCUACUGUACGUACACCAACAGUUUCAAUUAUGAUCGUUAUGAACCACAACCUCAAUACAAGGCAAUUUGAACCUUUAAGGCCUAAUGGGAAAUGUUUAACUGUUGCUACCGAACUAUAGACAAACUAUUUCCUAGUUGGAGAGAAGAUAGAAAAAUAAUAUUCCAAUCCAGGACAAUUGUACGCCAUGAUGCCAAAUGCCAAACCUAAACUAAUCAUCUAACUUGUGCUUAAAUAUAUAU